Messenger RNA from Darwinula stevensoni, 1056 nucleotides. Lineage: Eukaryota; Metazoa; Arthropoda; Ostracoda; Podocopida; Darwinulidae. The record is from the annotation of a GenBank genome assembly.
AUGGGAUUCGGAGGGGAACGCUCCGGCUAUCGCCUCAAAUUCGGAAACCCAUUGUGGAAAGAAGAAAUUGGCACAGUGCCCUAUGAAGUACACAUCCAUCGAGACCUGGGAUGGGCCGCCUUGUACCUAAGGUCUUCUUAUACUACGGUCAGGGUGAAGCCCGGAACGAAUAACCAUGUGAUCCUCUCGGCCGAAGAAGUCCAUCAACUCAACACUCACAACUAUCCCUGCGAGUCCACGGAUGGAUACAGCAGAGACAAGUGCAUAGACACAUGCCAAUCGGAAUGGAUCUUCCCUCAAUUGCCGUGUCCACUUCCGUCGAUGAACGAGUCUUUGCCGGUGUGCGAUAACAUGGGGGAAAUCGUGAAUCAUACCCGCACCUAUCAUCGUUUGUCGACAAAUGUGAACCAGUCCGUUUUGAAUUGCUCCUGCCCGCCACCAUGCCAUCGCCUCCGCUACUCGGUGAACGUGUGGCCUCCGGAUCGCGCUUUCGACAAUAAUGGCUAUAUUCUUAUCUAUUUCUCUGAGGAUAUCGUGGAAGUUCUAGUCGAGAAGGAGGCCUACGAUCUCAUCCAGGCGGUGGGGGAAUUCGGGGGUUGCCUUGGUAUGUUCCUCGGCAUCUCCCUCGUCUCUUUAUACGAGUCCCUCGACCGACUUAUCCGAUCCUUGGNGAGCUCGAAAGAAGUUCCUCAGAAAAUGCAGAGAAGCAUGACUCUAACCUGUCUCGUCUAUUCCUUCGCAAUGCUCCUCUCUACACAUCAAGCGCUGCAGUACUUGGUGCGAUACCGAAGUAAGCCGACGUCGACGACCUAUCGGUUGGACGAACGAAAGAUUUUUCCUGCACCAAAAAUCACCGUCUGUCCAACGCCAUCUUUCAAGGAAAGUGAAGAGGAACUGACAUCAAACUACAACUUGAACUUCUCCGCAUUCGCCGAACGUUUUGGAUUCCCUGCAAAAGAAACUAUUCAAAAAUGCAAUAUUGGAUUUGGUGGGGAUUGUUUAGCAAUUGGAGGAUCACGUUGGAGUGACAUCUACCACAGCGAAGGCAAGUCAUAA